Messenger RNA from Hippopotamus amphibius kiboko, 2001 nucleotides. It is a transcript of the gene RXFP3, whose product is annotated as relaxin family peptide receptor 3. NCBI's taxonomy places the organism in Eukaryota, Metazoa, Chordata, Mammalia, Artiodactyla, Hippopotamidae. The record is from RefSeq and is a predicted model, not a curated record. Gene Ontology annotation, cellular component: membrane. The transcript has 4 exons. Bases 1 to 2001 code for a protein of 666 amino acids. Gene Ontology annotation, molecular function: G protein-coupled receptor activity. Gene Ontology annotation, biological process: immune response; G protein-coupled receptor signaling pathway.
AUGAAGCCUCCUCCUCUACAGCCCAAGGUCCAAAGCUUAUUUAUUGACAAAGAGGGCAUCAGGAAAGAAAAGAAACAUCAUUCCCACUCCGAAGUGAGCUCUUCCCUCUUUAGGUCCAAAGUUAUCACAAUGGCUGGCACCAGAGGGAAUGCGGGAGUAGGCAAAGGGAAAUUGGCCGCUGGGCUCUGCCUGCUGCGCCCCUCACCCCCUCCUCCGCGGCGGGCGCGGCGCAGUUCAGCACCUCGGAAAGCGCCCCUGUCCCGGCGCGGGGGUGACGCAUGCUCCUCGCCAGCCCGCAGCCUCCGCGGUGCUGGUGGGACUCUAACUCGCCCGAACGCCGCUGGCGACUCGCUGGGAGUUGACAACCGCGGAGAGACAGAGACGCGAGGCAGCGACGGCAGCAUCGAAAGCCCUCCAGAGAGUCGGAGCGAGGUAGACAGAACUCCCGUCAGAAGCCUCGUCCAAAGAGCUGCGGAGGAAACCGACAAAGGCGCUCAGCGCAACUCCCGCGCCCAAGCCCAAGCUCCGCGCGCCGGGGACGCGCCUGGCUCCCUGCUCCUAGGCUCUCUCUUCCCCGGCGGCUUGGAAAUCUCCCACGUGGCCGCUGCAGCCGCGACAGCCACCAUGAAUAAGGCGGCUGGCCGGGACGAGCUCGCAGAACUCUUUAGUCUGAUCCCGGACCUUCUGCAGGUGACCAACACGAGCGGCAACGCGUCGCAGCAGCUCCAGGGCUUGUGGUGGGAGCUGGGGCUAGAGUUACAGGACGGCGCGGCGCCAGGGCAUCUCCCGGGCGGCGGCGGGGCCGAGAGCGCAGACACCGAGGCCCGGGUGCGGAUCCUCAUCAGCGUGGUGUACUGGGUGGUCUGCGCGUUGGGGCUGACCGGCAACCUGCUGGUGCUCUACUUGAUGAAGAGUAAGCAGGGCUGGCGCAAGUCCUCCAUCAACUUCUUUGUCACCAACCUGGCGCUGACGGACUUUCAGUUCGUGCUCACCCUGCCCUUCUGGGCUGUGGAAAACGCCCUCGACUUCAAAUGGCCCUUUGGCAAGGCCAUGUGUAAGAUCGUAUCCACAGUGACCUCCAUGAACAUGUACGCCAGCGUCUUCUUCCUCACCUCCAUGAGCGUGGCGCGCUACCACUCGGUGGCCUCGGCUCUUAAGAGCCACCGGACCCGAGGGCACGGCCGGGGCGACUGCUGCGGCCGGAGCCUCGGGGACAGCUGCUGCUUCUCGGUUAAAGCACUGUGCUUGUUGAUCUGGGCCUUGGCCACGCUGGCCUCGUUGCCCAACGCCAUCUUCUCCACCACGAUCGAGGUGAUGGGCGAGGAGUUGUGCCUGAUGCGCUUCCCAGACCAGUUGCUAGGCCGCGACAGGCAGUUCUGGCUGGGCCUCUACCACUUGCAGAAGGUGCUGCUGGGCUUCGUGCUGCCGCUGGGCAUCAUCAGCCUGUGCUAUUUGCUGCUGGUGCGUUUCAUCUCCGACCACCGCGUGGCAGGGACCGAAGGAGGAGCCUCAGCGGCCAGGGGAGGCCUGGCUGGAGCCAGCGCCCGGAGACGCUCCAAGGUCACCAAAUCAGUGACCAUCGUGGUCCUAUCCUUCUUCCUGUGUUGGCUGCCCAACCAGGCACUUACCACCUGGAGCAUCCUCAUCAAGUUCAGCGCGGUACCCUUCAGCCAAGAGUACUUCCUGUGCCAGGUAUACGCGUUCCCGGUGAGCGUGUGCCUGGCUCACUCCAACAGCUGUCUCAACCCCAUCCUCUAUUGCCUCGUGCGCCGCGAAUUCCGCAAAGCGCUCAAGAACCUACUGUGGCGCAUCGCGUCGCCUUCUCUCACCAGCAUGCGCCCUUUCACCGCCACCACCAAGCCGGAGCCCGAGGACCAGGGGCUCCAGGCCCUGGCGCCUCUCCAUCGGGCCGCGGAGCCCGACCUGCUCUACUACCCGCCGGGUGUGGUGGUCUACAGCGGGGGGCGCUACGACCUGCUGCCCAGCAGCUCCGCCUACUGA